AGAAAACAAUCAUGAAGAUCGCUUUGCUGUUGGCCUCUUGCGUAGCUAUGGUCGCCAUGACCGGGGCUGUCAACUAUCCGGACAAUCCCUUCAGCCAUCUGGAUCUGGUCCGCGGAAUGGACUAUCAGCUGAGUGAGCAACAGUACGAACUCACCCAAGGUAUCCUGGAACAGGCCCUGCAGGGUUUGAAGUUUAUCAUUCAGAAGGCUGAGAACGCUAUUCAGAAGAUCGUCGACCAGGCUGGAGUUCUCUUCGACGAUGUAUUGAGCCAAGCUGAACGGCUGCUGGACGAUGCCAUCGAUACCAUCUCGGAUAUCGUCGAAAAAGCCUUGGAAGCAAUGAAUGGAGCGCGGAAUCCCGUCAGCGAAUGCUUGGAAAUAUUCCCACAAAAACUACAGCAGAUCCGAGAAGACGCCAUUGCAAAGGCGAAGGAAUGCUUCGAACACUUCUUCGACGGUCUGAAGGUCGUUGAAGGUGUAUUCCAAGACAGUGCUAGCAGUUUUUUCGCGAAAGUUCAUGAUCUGGAGGCGAUUGCAGAGGAGUGCGUUGAAGAGAAUGUCGAUUUCUUCGAGCAAGUCAACUGUAUCGUUCGUCGCGUACCGGAAGCUGCUGACAUUGCUCUGCAAAUCAUCAAGGAACUGGGUGGGCUUUUUAGCAACACUUUCCAAAACUCAAUCUCUUUGGUCAACGAAACACGUAGAUGUUUGUUGGACGUUAUCCGGCAAGCUCGUGCUGAGGUUAAGAAGGUAGUCGAAGAAUUCUAUGAGUGCGUGCAACAGAAACCGGACCCUCAGCCCACAACGGAAGGACCAACAGAGCCGGGAACAGAACCUGGAACUGAGACGACCACUGUGUCGACAACUGAAUCGACAAGCGAGCCGACUACUCAAUCAACAACCGAGACGGCGACGAAUCCGCCAAUUGAAUCCACGACUGAAGCCACAACUGAAACUGAAUAGACAACCAUGAAGACAAUUCAACCGGUAACUCAGCAACAUUAAAACCAAAGUUGUAGGCCUAACCAGCUGUUUGUGUAUGUAUAAGAUAAAUUGGAAUCGUUUUUUUUUUAAUUUGAGAUUAAUUAAUACAACUUUACAACAUGAAA
Molecule: messenger RNA, 1105 nt
Organism: Uranotaenia lowii
Lineage: Eukaryota; Metazoa; Arthropoda; Insecta; Diptera; Culicidae
Exons: 2
Coding region: 12-959 (315 amino acids)
Source: RefSeq, a predicted model, not a curated record